UCCCGUGGCCGACUGAGCGUUGUCAAACACAGCCCGCAGCCGACCCAACAGAAGCAGACUCAGGUUUGACUUGCUUCGUUUCUGCAAGCCGAUCAGAUACCCAUCCGCCGGCGUCUCCGUUUCCCGUCGACCGAGGAUGGCUCAGCGAUUUCCGAACGCCCAGCCCGUCGGGCCGAGCCCGGGCCAGCAGCCGCAACGCUAUCCAACGCCCGGGGGGCCACCUCUCAGGCAAUACCCGGCCCCUAACUUCCCGAUGCAACAAAGAGGGGCUUUUGUGCAGGGUCCAGGCAUGGGAGUGCCAGGAAUGGUCCAGCGUCCGCAGCAGCCCCCUUACAAUCCCAUUAGGCCUCCGAUUCCAGGACAGGCACAGAAACGUCCAGGAGAUGUCAGGCCACCACCUCAACAACCACCCAAAGGGGAUUUCACUCAUCCGACGGGUGGUGCCUCUUCGACCCCCAGCAGCAAAAAGAAGAAGAAGCUGGCUGACAAAAUAUUGCCGCAGAAGGUGAGAGAUCUCGUCCCGGAGUCACAGGCCUACAUGGAUCUAAUUACGUUUGAAAGGAAACUCGAUUCAACGAUCAUGAGGAAAAGACUUGACAUUCAGGAAGCUCUUAAAAGGCCUAUGAAGCAAAAAAGGAAGUUGAGAAUUUUUAUAUCCAAUACGUUCUAUCCUGCCAAAGAAGCAACAGAAUCAGAUGACGGAGGUAUUGCUUCAUGGGAACUCAGAGUGGAAGGAAGGCUCUUAGACGAUUCUAAAAAUGACCCCAACAAGCACCCACCUCUGCAGGUUAAAAGAAAAUUUUCAAGUUUCUUUAAAAGCCUUGUUAUCGAGUUGGAUAAAGAUUUGUACGGUCCGGACAACCAUCUUGUUGAAUGGCACAGGACUCCGACAACACAGGAAACAGACGGCUUCCAGGUGAAGCGUCCUGGGGACAAGAACGUCCGUUGCACGAUAUUACUACUUCUCGAUUAUCAGCCGCUUCAGUUUAAACUGGAUCCUAGAUUAGCCAGGCUUUUGGGUGUGCACACACAGACCAGACCGGUUAUAAUAUGCGCCCUUUGGCAGUAUAUCAAAACGCACAAGUUACAGGAUCAACAUGAAAGGGAAUACAUUAACUGCGAUAAAUACCUAGAGCAAGUGUUCGGCUGUCAGAAGAUGAAGUUUGCAGAGAUUCCGCAGAGGCUUAACCCUCUUUUGCAUCCACCAGACCCUAUUGUUAUCAACCACACCAUCAGGUACAGCGUUGAAGGCACUGAACAGAAGCAAACAGCUUGUUAUGACAUUGACGUUGAAGUAGAUGACACUUUAAAGACCCAAAUGAACAAUUUCUUGCUUUCUACUGCAAGCCAGCAAGAAAUUCAGGGUCUGGAUAAUAAAAUACAUGAAACUGUUGAAACUAUCAAUCAGCUGAAGACAAAUAGAGAAUUUUUUCUUAGUUUUGCUAAAGAUCCGCAACAAUUUAUAAACAAAUGGAUUGUUUCACAAACUAGAGAUCUCAAGACAAUGACGGAUGUUGUCGGAAAUCCAGAGGAAGAACGCAGGGCUGAGUUCUACUAUCAGAAUUGGGCCCAGGAAGCUGUUUGCCGUUACUUUUACACAAAAGUGCAACAGAAACGUGCCGAAUUGGAACAGGCACUUGGAAUUAGGAACGCCUAAAUAUAUGUUUUUAAUUAACUCUUUUUCCUUAUUAUAUCAACACGCUUUUGUUAAAAACAAAAGUCUGGCAUAUUUAAAUUUAUAAUAUUGUACUCCUCUUUACUUGUAAAUAAACCUUAAUACUUUUCUGAGUGUUA
Molecule: messenger RNA, 1794 nt
Organism: Cimex lectularius (bed bug)
Lineage: Eukaryota; Metazoa; Arthropoda; Insecta; Hemiptera; Cimicidae
Gene: Bap60
Product: brahma-associated protein of 60 kDa
Exons: 9
Coding region: 137-1657 (506 amino acids)
Biological process (GO): regulation of transcription by RNA polymerase II
Cellular component (GO): SWI/SNF complex; nucleus
Source: RefSeq, a predicted model, not a curated record